GGACUUGGAGCCCCCUCCUGGACCAUGGUCCACCAGCAGAGCCCAGCUCCUCCACCCACGCACAGCACAUGGAGGAUUUGAAAAGGGGGGUCUGUCUUUUCCUAGGAGAUGGGAAAUCUGGGACCUGGCUGGAGGAGGAGAUGGAAGGGAAACAGGUUUUUUUUUUCCAGGAGGAAUCUGGCAGGACAUUUUUGUCCCUGAGGAAGAGGCACAGAGGUCUGGUUUUAGACUGGUGGGUCUUUCAGUUCCUUGCUGUCCAAAUUUCUUUUCCCUGGACACCACACCUGCUGUUAAAAUCUAGUAGGGCUCUAGCAUUCCUGCUUUUCUCUCUGAUAACUCUCCUGGGGGGGGGGUCACAUCUUAUUCCUCCAUUAUAAGUGGGAAUGUGGUAUUGCCUGUAUUAGAGAAGACCCUGUCAGGGGUCAGUGUUAUCAGGAGGAGUUUGGACGGUCUGAGAGGAUGUCAAGGUGAGGGGUUUGUGGGCUGGAUUAAGCUGGGCUCAGGUGCCCCUCUGCUGGAGCUCAGUGGCUCCAACGGCUAAGCCUGCUUAUCUCUGUGCUGGUGCCCUCCUUUGCCUGCCCUUUCUCCCUCUUCCAUCUCCUACCACUCCACAUGUGACAAGAGGAAUAACCAGGCCCAUGUGUCCCUGUCUUAGGAAAGACAGCUGCUGAGCCUCCCCCGCAAAUACCUCCCACUGGCCCCCCUCUUCCUUUGGCCCUGGCUCUAGUUCCUUUGCUUUCCCCUCCGUCCCAAUCUCCCCAUAGUCUGUCCUCGGGGGCCUCCUGGCCUGACCUUGUUCUCAUGCCCCCUCCCCGUUCUUCCUUAGGCUGUCUCCUGCUCCUCCUCCCAAGGAUGGGGCUGUCUGCUAAGGAGUAUGGCCUAGAUCCCGGAAUUCUCCAGUUCAGCCAGACGAGAUGCCUCCCAAGAUUAGGAAGGAGGGUGCUGGGAUGGUUGGGAGGGCGGUGGGAGUGUGGGGGUAGGAGGGGGCUGGGAGGCUGUCAUGAUCAGAAAACCAAGACAAUAGAGGUUGUGGGUGGGGUGGAGAGCCAGAGGGUCCCCUGGGUGAUGAAAGAGACUGAGAGAGCAUGUCAGGCUGGAGACAGUGAUGGUUGGGUGGGCUUGGGCACAGGUAACAGGAGGGAGAGAAACACUGUCACCAGACAGAAAGGGGACACAGUCUGUUUCUGGCUAAGUCCCCAUCCUGGGGAACAGUGCAACAGAAAAGAUGUCAGAGAAGAGAUAGGGACAUGGGCUGGGCAGGGAGGGUGGUGUGGGUUUGAGAGGUGUUGUGGGCCCAGAGGCAGGGUAAGAUGAGUUGACAGGCCUUUCCUGCACGUUGUCAUCCUUAAAGACAAUUCUUCAUCCUUCCAGCAGGAACUAAGUCCUAGCUCAGUGGCCGGCCCAGGCCUCAGGCCCAGUCUCUGCCCCUCCCUGGCCUGGGACUCCCAUCCUGGGCCGGACACGCACCUCCUGGUCCAGCCGCCCUGUGGCCGCCGGCAGCGAAGGGGGGUGCAGACCCGCCUCUCCUCCCCUCUUCGCGCCCCCUGGUCCCUCCCCUCCCAUCCCCCUCCGCUCCCCCUCCCCCCUCCGCUCCCCCUUCCCCUACAGCCCCUCCCUCCUCCCCUGCCCGGUCCCAGCCCCUCCCUCCCCUCCCCCACUCGCGAUCCGGGCCGCUGUUGCUGGGCCGGACCCCCCGGGCUCAGCCCGGCCCCUCGCCGAGCCGCCGCCGCCGCCCCGUUUGCUGAGGAGGAGGCCCCCGGCCGGGGCGCCGGGCGCGGGGCAUAAAACGGGCCAGAGCCGGCGCCCGGGGCACUAGAGUCGCGUACGGCCCGGGUCAGCGCCCGCACGCCCGCGCUCCUCCCGGCCGCUCCUCCUGCCCCGCCCGGCCCGGCGCCGACUCCGCGGCCGCUCGACGAGCCCCUCGCCGCACUGCUCGGGCCCUGGCCCCGGCCCCCUCCCGCCGUACCGCCCCCGACCCGGCCCUCCUCCCGUCUCCCUCCUCCCUCUCCUGCCCCCUCCUCCCUCCCGCCUCCUCAGCUGUCCCGUUCGCGUCAUGCCGAGCCUCCUGGCCCCGCCGGCCCCGCUGCUGCUCCUCGGGUUGCUGCUGCUCGGCUCCCGGCUGGCCCGCGGCGCCGGCCCCGAGUCCCUUGCGCUGCCCAUCCGGCCCGAGAAGGAGCCGCUGCCUAUUCGGGGAGCAGCAGGCUGCUCCUUCGGCGGGAAGGUCUAUGCCUUGGACGAGACGUGGCACCCGGACCUGGGGGAGCCCUUCGGGGUGAUGCGCUGCGUGCUGUGCGCCUGCGAGGCGCCUCAAUGGGGUCGUCGCGCGAGGGGCGCGGCGAGAGUCAGCUGCAAGAACAUUAAACCUGAGUGCCCAACCCUGGCUUGCGGACAGCCCCGCCAGCUGCCUGGACACUGCUGUCAGACCUGCCCCCCGGAGCGCAGCGGUCUGGAAAAGCAGGCGCCGGGCCUGGCCUUCGAGUAUCCGCGGGACCCAGAGCACCGAAGCUACAGCGACCGCGGGGAGCCGGGCGCUGAGGAUCGGGCGCGUGGAGACGGCCACACGGACUUCGUGGCGCUGCUGACGGGGCCAAGUUCGCAAGCCGCGGCCCGGGCCCGAGUGUCGCUGCUGCGCUCUAAUCUGAGGUUCUCCAUCUCCUACCGGCGGCUGGACCGCCCUACCCGAAUCCGCUUCUCAGACUCCACUGGCGGCAUCCUGUUUGAACACCCUGCAUCCCCUACUCAAGAUGGCUUGGUCUGUGGGGUGUGGCGGGCAGUGCCUCGGUCAUCUCUGCGGCUCCUUAGGGCAGAACAGCUGCAUGUGGCACUCGUGACACCCACUCACCCUUCAGGGGAGGUCUGGGGGCCUCUCAUCCGGCACCGGGCCCUGGCUGCAGAGACCUUCAGCGCCAUCCUGACCCUGGAAGGCCCCCCACAGCAGGGCAUAGGGGGCAUUGCCCUACUCACUCUCAGUGACACAGAGGACUCCUUGCAUUUUUUGCUGCUCUUCCGUGGGCUGCUGGAAUCCAGAAGUGGAGGAGCAGCCCAGGUUCCCUUGCGGCUCCAGAUUCUCCACCAGGGGAAGGUAUUGAGAGAGCUCCAGGCCAACGCCUCGGCACAGGAGCUGGGCUUUGCUGAAGUGCUGCCCAACCUGACAGCCCAGGAGAUGGACUGGCUGGUGCUGGGGGAGCUGCAGAUGGCCCUGGAGAGGGCAAGUGGGCCAGGGCUGCGCAUCAGUGGACACAUUGCUGCCAGGCAGAGCUGUGAUGUCCUGCAAAGUGUCCUUUGUGGGGCCGAUGCCCUAAUCCCAGUUCAGACGGGUGCAGCCGGCUCAGCCAGCCUUACACUGCUAGGAAACGGCUCCCUUAUCUACCAAGUACAGGUAGUUGGCACGAGCAGUGAGGUGGUGGCCGUGACGCUGGAGACCAAGCCUCAGCGGAGGAACCAGCACACUGUCCUGUGCCACAUGGCUGGAUUCCAGCCGGGAGGACACACAGCUGUGGGUGUCUGCCCUGGGCUGGGUGCCCGGGGGGCUCAUAUGCUGCUGCAGAAUGAGCUGUUCCUAAACGUGGCCACCAAGGACUUCCCAGAUGGAGAGCUGCGGGGGCACGUGGCUGCCCUGCCCUACAGUGGGCACAGCGCCCGCCACGACACACUACCCGUGCCCCUGGCAGGAGCCCUGGUGUUGCCCCCGGUGCAGAGCCAGGCAGCCGGGCACGCCUGGCUCUCCCUGGAUACCCACUGUCACCUACACUACGAAGUGCUGCUGGCUGGGCUUGGUGGCUCAGAACAGGGCACCAUCACUGCCCACCUCCUCGGGCCCCCUGGGAUGCCAGGGCCCCGGCGGUUGCUGAAGGGAUUCUAUGGCCCAGAGGCCCAGGGUGUGGUGAAGGAUCUGGAGCCUGAGCUGUUGCGGCACCUGGCACAGGGCACUGCUUCCCUGCUGAUCACCACCAAGGGGAGCCCCCAAGGGGAGCUGCGAGGGCAGGUGCACAUCGCCAACCAGUGCGAGGUGGGCGGCCUGCGCUUGGCCGCAGCAGGAACUGAGGAGGUGCAAGUACCUGGGGCUCCGGAUGCCAUGGUGGCCCCUGCGGCCGUGCUGCCUGCUGUGCCAGGCCCGGAUGCCCCAGUGCCAGCCAAACCUGGUGGCCCUGGGCGGCUCCGAGACCCCAACUCCUGCUUCUUUGAGGGGCAGCAGCGCCCCCAUGGGGCUCGCUGGGCUCCUAACUAUGACCCGCUCUGCUCGCUCUGCACCUGCCAGAGACGCACAGUGAUUUGUGACCCUGUGGUAUGCCCACCACCCGGCUGCCCCAGCCCGGUGCAGGCACCGGACCAGUGCUGCCCUGUGUGCCCCGAGAAACAAGAUGUUAGAGACCUGCCGGGGAUGCCGAGGAACAGGGACCCUGGAGAGGGCUGCUAUUUUGAUGGUGAUCGGAGCUGGCGGGCAGCGGGCACCCGGUGGCACCCUGUCGUACCCCCAUUUGGCUUAAUUAAGUGUGCUGUCUGCACUUGCAAGGGGGGCACUGGAGAGGUGCACUGUGAGAAGGUGCAGUGUCCCCGGCUGGCCUGUGCCCAGCCUGUCCGUGUCAACCCCACUGACUGCUGCAAACAGUGUCCAGUAGGGUCAGGGUCCCACCCCCAACUGGGGGACCCCAUGCAGGCUGAUGGCCCCCGGGGCUGCCGUUUUGCAGGGCAGUGGUUCCCAGAGAGCCAGAGCUGGCACCCCUCGGUGCCCCCCUUUGGGGAGAUGAGCUGCAUCACCUGCAGAUGUGGGCGGCUCUGGGGACCCUCAGGAUGUGGUCUGUCCUGCACCAGGCAGGGGUGCCCCACUGCGAGCGGGAUGACUGUUCACUACCACUGUCCUGCGGCCCAGGGAAGGAAAGCCGUUGCUGCUCCCACUGCACACCCCAGCGGCCUGCAGAGACCAGGACCGUUCCAGAGCUGGAGAAAGAUGCUGAAGGCUCCUAGGGAGCCGUCGGAAGGCCACAUGACCAAGAGGACGGGGCCUGGGCCGGGGGAAGGAGUGGUGCCGAGGACCCCGCAUGCUCCUGUGGGAAACCCAGUGCCUUUGGCCCCUCUUUUCUGCCUCUUCUCCCUCCCCCACUACCUCUGGGAACCACAACUCCACAAGGGGGAGGGGUAGCCAGGGCAGACCAAGGCCAUGUCCACUCCAGCUCCUACCUUGUUGCCCUCUGGCUUCUGCCUUGGAAGCCCAACCCCUUUCCUUCUGUACAUAAUGUCACUGGCUUGUUGGGAUUUUUAAUUUAUCCUCACUCAGCACCAAGGGUCCCCCCUCCACUUCACUCCUGCUGCCCCUGAGCUGAGCAGAGUCAUUACUGGAGAUUUUUGUAUUUAUUAAAACCUUUUUUUUUCAGUC
Molecule: messenger RNA, 5374 nt
Organism: Sus scrofa (pig)
Lineage: Eukaryota; Metazoa; Chordata; Mammalia; Artiodactyla; Suidae
Gene: CHRD
Product: chordin
Biological process (GO): dorsal/ventral pattern formation; multicellular organism development; negative regulation of BMP signaling pathway
Molecular function (GO): BMP binding
Source: RefSeq, a predicted model, not a curated record